AUGUCAACUCUAGAGGAUCUCGAUGAUCUUGAGCGUGAAGACAGGGACAAGAAGGACCAGGGUGAUGAUAAGGGGGAAAAAAAAGACCGGGAUGGUGAUGCUGAAAUGAAAGAUUCAGAAGAAUGCAAGAAGGAGGAAGAGGAAGAAGUGUUAAUAGACGAUGAAAUCCUGCGAUCAAGUACCAGAGAUAUCAUCAAUCGACGGAAACUGCUAGAGAAUGACAUGAGAGUCAUGAAGAGCGAGUUCCAGCGUUUGUCACAUGAGCAGAAUACGAUGCAGGAGAAAAUAAAGGAUAACAUGGAUAAGAUUGAGAAUAACCGACAACUACCAUAUCUCGUAGGCAACGUUGUUGAACUCCUUGAUCUUGAUGUUGAAAAAGAAGCUGCAGAGGAGGGUGCCAAUAUUGACCUGGACGCCACUCGGGUUGGAAAAUCUGCUGUUAUCAAGACUUCGACCCGCCAAACUAUCUUCCUCCCCCUCAUCGGCCUUGUCGACCAUGAGAAGUUGAAACCAGGCGACCUCAUCGGUGUUAAUAAGGAUUCAUACCUUGUAUUGGAUACUCUACCAGCUGAAUAUGACAGUAGGGUGAAAGCCAUGGAAGUUGACGAGAAGCCAACAGAGAAGUAUACCGACGUUGGAGGAUUGGAUAAGCAAAUCGAGGAGCUUGUUGAGGCAGUGGUAUGGCCGAUGAAAGAGGCUGAGCGGUUCAAGAAUAUUGGUAUCAAAGCACCAAAAGGAGCCCUCAUGUAUGGCCCGCCCGGCACAGGUAAAACUCUUCUUGCCCGUGCCUGCGCUGCUCAAACAAACGCCACCUUCCUCAAACUCGCCGGGCCACAGCUUGUCCAGAUGUUCAUCGGAGACGGCGCGAAACUUGUCCGUGACUGCUUUGCCUUAGCCAAAGAAAAGGCUCCGUCAAUUAUCUUUAUCGACGAACUUGACGCUAUAGGUACAAAACGCUUCGACUCGGAAAAGUCCGGUGACCGCGAGGUCCAGCGAACUAUGCUCGAACUCCUCAACCAACUGGAUGGCUUCGCCUCUGACGACCGCGUCAAGGUGCUUGCUGCUACGAAUCGUAUAGAUGUGCUUGAUCCAGCCCUCUUGCGCUCGGGUCGUCUGGAUCGCAAGAUUGAAUUUCCUCUCCCGAACGAGGAAGCUCGCGCUCAGAUCUUACGCAUUCAUUCCCGUAAGAUGGCUGUCGACGACGGCGUAAACUGGGCCGAACUGGCGCGGAGUACAGAUGAGUUUGGUGGUGCGCAGUUGAAGGCUGUGUGUGUGGAAGCUGGAAUGAUCGCCUUGCGAAAGGGAAUGAAUAAGGUUGGCCAUGAGCAUUACGUUGAUGCCAUUGCUGAGGUGAUGGCGAAGAAGAAGGAUUCAAGCACAGGCAUCUAUGUCUGA
Molecule: messenger RNA, 1395 nt
Organism: Histoplasma mississippiense
Lineage: Eukaryota; Fungi; Ascomycota; Eurotiomycetes; Onygenales; Ajellomycetaceae
Product: 26S protease regulatory subunit 6A
Exons: 3
Coding region: 1-1395 (464 amino acids)
Biological process (GO): proteasome-mediated ubiquitin-dependent protein catabolic process
Cellular component (GO): proteasome regulatory particle, base subcomplex
Molecular function (GO): proteasome-activating activity; ATP binding; ATP hydrolysis activity
Source: RefSeq, a predicted model, not a curated record